This is a messenger RNA of Letharia columbiana, 594 nucleotides long. RefSeq lists its product as uncharacterized. Lineage: Eukaryota; Fungi; Ascomycota; Lecanoromycetes; Lecanorales; Parmeliaceae. Bases 1 to 594 code for a protein of 197 amino acids. Gene Ontology annotation, molecular function: mannan endo-1,4-beta-mannosidase activity. The record is from RefSeq and is a predicted model, not a curated record. Gene Ontology annotation, biological process: substituted mannan metabolic process. The transcript is spliced from 2 exons.
AUGCCAGGCAAGGGGCAAGUCUAUGCCGGAGGCACUACGGACGAAUUCGUCACCGCCUGGCAGAAAGUCCACGCUGCUGUAGCCAACAACUCCAAACCCCUCAUAUUCUGGUGCCCAAAUUACGACACUGUUGAGAACAUCCAACCCUGCUGGCCUGGAGCUGAGUAUGUCGACAUCGUUGGCAUGGACGACUACCCUCCAGCCGAGACAGCCUUCGCCAGCGUGUAUGGCGCUUUCUGUGAUGGGUUCGCUGCUCGCUACAACAAGCACUUUUGCAUCGGAGAGACUGGCUCUUUCAACGGUGGCACCCUUGAGGCGAAAGAAGCUUGGGUUUCCCAGCUCAGUGAUGUGGAUCUGAAUAGAUUUCCUUGCUACAAGUCCAUCACGUGGUUUGAAUAUCUCAAGGCGAGUGACGAUGGCGGCUCGGAGUACGAUUAUCGUAUCAUUCAAGGGCAGCUGCCGGCGCCGGUUGAACAGACGUUGUCAAACUUCAGACAGUUGGCUCGCCUGACAAGAUGCGUGGCUCGGGCGUCGAGAUUUGCAUCUGUAUUUAUUCUCAGUGGCAAGCUUGGACAAAGGGAUAUCAGCUGCUAG